Dermacentor silvarum is the source of this 861-nucleotide messenger RNA. Its product is annotated as histone H3-like. Bases 1 to 750 code for a protein of 249 amino acids. The transcript is spliced from 2 exons. Lineage: Eukaryota; Metazoa; Arthropoda; Arachnida; Ixodida; Ixodidae. Gene Ontology annotation, molecular function: protein heterodimerization activity; structural constituent of chromatin; DNA binding. Gene Ontology annotation, cellular component: nucleosome. The record is from RefSeq and is a predicted model, not a curated record.
AUGUCCGGACGUGGCAAAGGAGGCAAGGCAAAGGGCAAGAGCAAGACCCGUUCCAGCCGUGCGGGUCUCCAGUUCCCCGUGGGCCGCAUCCACCGUCUCCUGCGCAAGGGAAACUACGCUGAGCGCGUCGGAGCGGGCGCUCCCGUCUACCUCGCGGCCGUCCUCGAGUACCUGGCUGCCGAAGUGCUCGAGCUCGCCGGCAACGCGGCUCGCGACAACAAGAAGACCAGGAUCAUCCCCCGCCACCUGCAGCUGGCCAUCCGCAACGACGAGGAGCUGAACAAGCUGCUCUCCGGCGUUACCAUCGCGCAGGGCGGCGUGUUGCCCAACAUCCAAGCCGUGCUUCUGCCCAAGAAGACCGAGAAGAAGGCUACCGGCGGGAAGGCUCCGCGUAAGCAGCUUGCCACCAAGGCUGCUCGCAAGAGUGCACCUGCCACCGGCGGUGUCAAGAAGCCGCAUCGUUAUAGGCCGGGCACCGUGGCCCUGCGUGAAAUCCGUCGUUACCAGAAGUCGACCGAGCUGCUGAUCCGCAAGCUGCCGUUCCAGCGCCUGGUGAGGGAAAUCGCGCAGGACUUCAAGACCGACCUGCGAUUCCAGAGCUCGGCUGUGAUGGCUCUUCAGGAGGCUAGCGAGGCCUACCUGGUCGGUCUCUUCGAGGACACCAACCUGUGCGCCAUCCAUGCCAAGCGCGUUACCAUCAUGCCCAAGGACAUCCAGCUGGCCCGCCGCAUCCGUGGCGAGCGUGCCUAAGUUCGACCGCUGUCUGCACCGCGCAGCCUUGCGUCAGGCAAGCAACACAAAACGGUCCUUCUCAGGACCACCUACAUGUCUGCUUCGGCUACGGGAAUACGCGAGACCACG